ACAGAAGCCCGAAUACGAAAAAACGCCGAUCGGAUGGAAACGACGAAACUAUGCAACCAUCAUUUAGUGGGCAGCAACAUCAUGAUGUUCCAGAACCAGAACCGUCAACGAGUGGUCAACAAAUCGAACAUGAGCUGGAUAUGGUACCAUCUAUUCCAUCAUUGGAGUCAAUUCCGUCAACAGAUCAACCACAGGGUCCCCAUAAUAUUGAGAAGUUUAAUACCAUUGCUGAAACAUUGAGUUUAUCGCCAAUCUCAUCUAGAAACAUGAUAAGUAUGGAAUAUCGCAUAAACAAAUCAUUGCAGAUUACGAAAGCAGUUCGAAAAAAUAUCUUCGGAAUAGAUUCAACGGAUGUUGGCAAAGUGGAGGCGUAUGACGAGAUAAUUAUGCAGUUAAAGGAUAAGUUCAAUCACCCUACAACUGACAGAAGCGAACAGAUUAAAAUACUAUCUGUACUUCCUAAGUCUUGGUCGGUAAAUAAAAUCACAAGAGAGUUUAACGCACCAAUGUAUAUGGCGAGGCAGGUGAAGGAUCUUGUUUAUGAACAGGGUAUUCUUUGUACCACCGAAAAAAGAAGGGGGCAUGGUAUUGAUGACGAUACAAAACAAAUAGUAAGAGAAUUUUUUGAUGAUAAUGAUAUCAGCAGGCCAAUGCCAGGAACAAAUGAUUUUGUUUCUGAGGUUCGAAGUGGAAAAAAACAACAAGUUCAAAAACGACUUUUGAUGAUGUCGCUCAAAGAGGCUAAUAUGAUUUUUGUAGAUAUGUACAAAACUGUGAAUAUUGGUUUCACAGUAUUUACACAGUUGCGACCAAAGCAUUGUAUUUUACUUGAUUCUACUGGUAUACAUAAUGUAUGCAUAUGUACUAUUCAUGAAAAUGUAAAUUUAAUGUUCAACAGUAUAAGAAUUGUGUCACAAGAUGAAAUAUUACAAAAAAUGCUUUGCGAUAUUUCCACCAGAACAGAUAAUUGCUUUUUCCGUGCUUGUGAAAAGUGUGCUUGUAAUGAACACAUUGAAGAUAAACUUACAUUGAUAUUAGAAUCAAAUGACAAAGAAGAGAUUAUAUUUCAGCAGUGGUUGAAUACUGAUCGCUGUAAUUUAGAAACGAUUAUUAAACCUGUUGAUGAAUUUUUUCCGUAUCUUGUUGAUAAAAUUGACAAACUUAUAACACACGACUUUAUUCAUAAACAACAAUCAUCAUUUCUCAGAAAUAAAAAAGAUACAUUAAAGGAUGAUGAAAUUCUUGCGAUUUGUGAUUUCUCUGAAAACUAUUCAUUCAUAAUUCAAAACGCUGCUCAAGGAUAUCAUUGGAACAACUCGCAAGCAACAAUACACCCAUUUGAAAUUUACUAUAUGAAAGAUAAUAAACUUGUAAAUGUUAGCUUCAUUAUCAUAUCGGAAGUAAUGGCUCACGAUACAGUUGCGGUCCAGUUGUUCAUCUCAAAAAUGAUAGAUUUUAUGAAACAAUUAACGAACUUUUCUAAAAUUUAUUUUAUGUCUGAUGGGACAGCAUCACAAUACAAAAAUUGAGACGGGCUUGGUGGUCUAGUGGCUACCGCUUCUGAUUCGUAUGCAGAAGGUCAUGGGUUCAAUCCCUGGCCCGUCCUUUUCAUCCUACUUUGUAUCUUUCUAUCCACUUUCUCUGGCUCUCUCUUCUCUACAUAUACAACUCAUGUAUAUUCAUAUGUUCAUAGCCAUCGCUAGAACCAGAAACGAAUUGAAAAAAAAAGUCGUUUCCCUCCCUUCCAACUUCCACUCACAGCACAUUGUAUAUAUAACGCCUAUAAGUUAUGCAACCAAAGCGUGCUGUGCCGCUUGACCUUAUUCACCUUAUUCACCACACAAUCUAUCCCGAACACUAUAAAUAACCCUAUCCAUGGAUCGCAUCACCGACCCAACGGUGACUCCUAGAUCUCCCAUCCUUUCCAUCUAACAAAUACCCCAGUCCGUGCGGGUUGUGGGGACGCAGAGUGCUCUCGGUCUCUAGUAGCAACAACCAGUACACUCUAACAUUCCUUUCCCUUCCCAGCUGACUAUAAGGACUUGGCCGGCGCCGUUAUUGAUCAAAUAUGCAUGAGCUGCUAAAAUUGCACUUUGAGAAUAAGUGGAAUAUCCCAGCCCCUUAUUCAGUUGGAUCUCAGUGCAACUGGUACCAGUUCAGAUCAAUCACGGAGGAGCAACCAUUGACAUGUAUAGUCAGAAUUGAUCGUUGAUCGU
This is a messenger RNA of Aedes albopictus (Asian tiger mosquito), 2216 nucleotides long. RefSeq lists its product as uncharacterized. The coding region runs from base 51 to 1529 and encodes 492 amino acids. Lineage: Eukaryota; Metazoa; Arthropoda; Insecta; Diptera; Culicidae. The record is from RefSeq and is a predicted model, not a curated record. The transcript is spliced from 3 exons.